ACAUCCAUCAUUCAUAAUUCUACUAGACAUCCAUCAUUCCUGUGUUAGAGGCCGCUUCCUGUUCAUCUCUUUUUACUGUUUUUUCCUUUUCCUCCUUCACUUUUGGCUCUCUCUCACCAACGCCAGCGACAUUGCCUGAGCUACCGCUACCGCCACCGCUCUCCUAUUCUCCCAGUGGUGCUAGGUGGUGGUGGUUUUGGAAAGAUCACAAUCUCUGAAGGAAAUAUACACACAAUUUUUGUAUAUAUUAUUUUCUGCUGAAAAUUUGACAAUGGAAACUAAGCCUUCGAAUUCUCCAUCGAUCUUCGUCGAUCAUCUAGUUGUUCCAGGAGAUGUGGUUUUGGAUCUCUCAGGAAUGGCCAACCAAACAAUUAAGCUUGGAGGCGGUCUCCGACAGGACUGUGAUGCUAUAUCUGUGAUGAAGGCUGGGAUGCUGAGGUUUUCAAAGCCAAACAAAUAUUGGGUUGAAAGCUCCCAGAGAAGGUAUGUUCCUUGUGUGGGUGAUACUGUUCUUGGAAUUGUGGUAGACUCAAAAGCAGAUAAUUUCCUUGUGGACAUAAAAGGACAUGCAUUGGCAUUUUUGCCUGUGCUCGCGUUUGAGGGAGGAACUAGGAGAAACAUACCAAAGUUUGAGGUAGGUACUUUGAUCUAUGUUCGCAUUGUCAAGGCCAAUACUGGCAUGAACCUUGAGCUGUCAUGCACGGAUGCCACUGGGAAAGCAGCAGAAUUUGGUCCACUUAAAGAUGGAUACAUGUUUGAAUCAUCAACUGGCCUAUCACGAAUGCUGCUGAACUCCCCUACAUGUCCAGUUCUUGAAGCUCUAGGGAAGAAGCUCUCUUUCGAGAUAGCAGUAGGUUUGAAUGGCCGAGUUUGGGUAAAUGCCGCAUCUCCAUCGACAAUUAUUCUUGUUGCGAACGCAAUCAUGAAUUCAGAGUCAUUGAGUGGGGUGCAGCAAAAAAUUAUGGUGGAGAAACUGCUCCAGAGAGUGCAGUGAUGGAAGUAAGUCCACUACAACUAUGAUUCCACCUCAUUUUUCUUUAACUUUGUUUUGCUGAAUGUCAAGAUUAUAGUUCAGUUUUUCCAUCCCUGCCCUAGUGCAUAUAAUUAGAACACAUUUUUCCCUCACUUUUACCUAGUCUUUAGACAUCAAACAAUUGUAUCUUAUAAAAGCAUUCUGAUGCGAGCUGGAAAUUAUGUUAGUAAAUGUUAGCCAAUGUUGACAAGCAUUCUCAUGUUUGAAAAUGAGUAUUAUGGUACGU
Messenger RNA from Ilex paraguariensis (yerba mate), 1259 nucleotides. Lineage: Eukaryota; Viridiplantae; Streptophyta; Magnoliopsida; Aquifoliales; Aquifoliaceae. The record is from the annotation of a GenBank genome assembly.